GCACCCGCAGCGCAGAAGCAUGGCGGUCCCCAGAAUGUCUGUGCGGCCCGUCACCCACCUGCUCUUCGACAUGGACGGCCUGCUGCUGGACACCGAGCAGCUGUACCUGAAGGUGUUUCAGGACAUCUGCAGCCGCUACGGCAAGCAGUACACCUGGCAGGUGAAGUCCCUGGUGAUGGGCAAGACGGCGCUGGAGGGGGCGCAGCUCACCGUCGACGCCCUGCAGCUGCCCCUGACGAGCCGCGAACUGGUGGCCGAGAGUCAGGACAAGCUCAAGGACCUGCUGCCCCUGGCCGGCCUCAUGCCCGGCGCCGAGCGGCUGGUCAGACACCUGCACAGCCACCAGCUGCCCCUGGCGGUGGCCACCAGCUCCCACUCGCUGAACUUCGAGAGGAAGACCCGCAGACACCAGGACUUCUUCGCCUUGUUCCACCACGUGGUGCGGGGGGACGACCCUGAGGUGCAGAACGGGAAGCCGCACCCCGACAUCUUCCUCACCUGCGCCAAGAGGUUCCUGCCCCCCGCCCCUGUGGACCGCUGUCUGGUCUUCGAAGACUCGCCCAACGGGGUGGAGGCUGCGCUGGCUGCGGGGAUGCAGGUGGUGAUGGUCCCGGACAAGAACCUGGACCCAGCUCUCACCACCAAGGCCACGGUGGUGCUGGACUCCCUGCAGGACUUCCAGCCUGAGCUGUUCGGCCUGCCGCCCUUCAGGGAGUGCGAGAGACAGAUGUGCUCGCUGCUCUGAUCCCAGGGACGGCCACUCCAUGUCCCGCCCUGGCCAUCACUGGGUGGGACCCGCAACCAGCCUUU
Molecule: messenger RNA, 810 nt
Organism: Erinaceus europaeus (western European hedgehog)
Lineage: Eukaryota; Metazoa; Chordata; Mammalia; Eulipotyphla; Erinaceidae
Product: pseudouridine-5'-phosphatase-like
Exons: 1
Coding region: 20-745 (241 amino acids)
Molecular function (GO): phosphatase activity
Source: RefSeq, a predicted model, not a curated record